CUUGGAUUCUUCAUUCUCCAUUUAUACCCUAUAUUCCCCACACGAACAGCCGAGUCGGCACAAAAGUCCAAGUCCACGUCGAGUGUAUCCAUCCAUCCAUGUUCACCCCUCUCUCAAAAGGCUCAGAGCAUGUCCAAGAUACAUUAUGGGACAACUCGUCCCCGCGUAAAACACGUAUCCGCCCGUUGGUAUCCAGCGUCCUCAAGUCCAACGCUGGCUCCGGCUCCGGCUCUAAUACCGUCUCUCAUACAGACCACGGUCCCUCUGUACGUCCUGGGCCGAGUCUCACCGGCACCGAUAACCGCACCGACAACCGCAACCGCACCGGCAACCGCAAGCGCACCGGCGAUGGGGAGGGGAACCAUCAUGGUAAAACGCAAGGGACGAGUUUACCCGCCCGCAGCAGCUGGUUGGCGCCUGUCCCUCGGUCUGCGGGUAGGUCUCGUCAAUGUAAAGCUGUAGCCGCAGGCGUCGACGAUGGCGAUGGCGAUGGCAAUGGCGAUGGCGAUGGGUUGGUGGUAAUCGCUGGUGGAAAGGGGAUGGAGGGAGAGGGCGAGGGAGAGGGAGAAAACGGUUCGCGCAAUGGGAUAAGGAGGGGGACGACACUUUCGCCGGGGAGGAGACGGAGACGGUCAUUCUCUAAUCGUGGGGCCUCGCGGACCGGGGCGGGCACAGAGAUGGAGGAUGAAAAGGAAACUCUGCUCUCGCUAUUUUUCCAACCUCGACGAGAAAGAGUAGAAGGCUGGAUGGAUUCGUUUUGGAAGCGACAUGCCGUGCUCGUCAUCGUCCCUUGUCUCAUCGUUUGGAUAUGGCUCGCCGUCCCGUUCCCGGUUUCAGACCCGUACAAAGAUGAUCCCUUUCCCGAGAUACCUUCAUGGCCGAAACGACCCAAAAAUGAGGACGGAGAUGGAGGAAACUCGUCGACGAUGAAUCCUGGUGAACGAGGAGAGGGGGAAGAAGGCGAUGGGACGAGUUUACCGCUGGAUGUGAAUUUUUAUUUCUUCUUGUUCUGGUAUUUUGGAAUGUAUAUCGCCGUAGCGUUAUUCUUCAUCACCAACCUCUUCUCUCUCUACCGCCUCAAUUGGUGGCCAUCUCGUCUCGGCGGUAAACUAAGCUACACCCUCUCAUGGUCGCUCACACUCCUCAUCGGCUUACUCACCCAUCAUCUCGACCUGUUUUACCUCCGUAAAAGGUGGAAGGGGAGAGAUCCGGGAGAUGAUGAUGUAGAGUGGGAGCGGAAGACGUUUUGGGUGGUACUGAGUUUUGUAGCGAUGCUCAUGCCCGCCGUCGCAUGUUUCUCGAAACUGAAAAGAGAUAAGAGACAUACUUAUCGACAUCCCCUACCUGCAGUCUACCAAACGUUUUUCGGCCAAGCGUUCUCCAGGAGGUUUCCAGCUUCUUGGGUUCGGUUUUUAUGGUUUAUGACAUCGUUGGCGAUCGCCUCUUUCUCACUGAUUGUGGGGCAAGCAUAUGCGAGUCUGUUCUUGACGACCUUGCCUCAUACCUCGCUUGAUGCUGGUACAUGGGUAUGGUCUUGGGUUAUCACCGUCCAAUUGUUGGCACAGGCAUCAUUCUUCAUUCUUGGAGCCAAAGUACGAAGUCGUGCUUUGCUUUUCAUAUACAGACUCUUCUUCCAAUUGGUUUACCACGUCUUUUACCGUAACCUCUUCGCCCGUCUGCGUUCGCCCACCCAAUUCGCCACAGUCCAACUUCUCUCCUCCAUCUCCACCAUCCUCAUCUUCCCUAUCCAAAUGUCCCGCCCUUGGCAUCGCCUACUGCAGAUUAUAAUUGGCUACCCUAAUCCGUGGGAGGAGCAUGUAGAAAAUGUGGCGAUGGGGUUUUAUUGUAGAGGUCUGGCGCAGAAUGUGACGAUGGUUGGGUUCUUGGGAUGGUUAUCGAUACUCCACUUUGGCCCCAACUCCCAGCUGUACCCCUUUUUCCGAUUCCACCCUACCCCCGAAGAUCCAUAUACCUUUCCAAUGACCUUUAUCGCUUCAUGCGUCAUCUGGAGCUCCGAAUUAGUCAGCUCGUUUAUCGCAAGACAGAUCAUGAGUUAUGCGUUCGGAGUCAAUGUCUCGCAGAUUGGAAUUGAUGAAAUGAAAGACUAUCCGGAAUUAGUACCAGCAUGUGGCUGGGCUUCUGUUCAUGUCUCAAUGAAUAUCCUUUUAUUCCUCAUCAAGCUCAACUUUAGAUAGAUAUGUAGAGUGAUAUAUUUUGUAGUUUUUCACUUGUAUACUGCAUAAACUAAUGAUCAAUGACUUAAUGAUGCAAACCAUCAUUUGUGUUUAUAUACAUGGCGUAUCUGCAAUGACCUUGAGCACCUA
Messenger RNA from Cryptococcus deneoformans JEC21, 2324 nucleotides. RefSeq lists its product as hypothetical. The record is from RefSeq and is a predicted model, not a curated record. Lineage: Eukaryota; Fungi; Basidiomycota; Tremellomycetes; Tremellales; Cryptococcaceae. The transcript has 16 exons. Bases 99 to 2195 code for a protein of 698 amino acids.